AUGGCUGAUCAUCGUAGCUCAUCAACGAGUGUAAACAAGGAUCAAACAAGUGUUUUGUGUUACUGUAACGAGACAGCAAAAAUUGUCAAAGCUUGGACUGAUGCAAAUACUGCACGGAGGUUCUACACUUGUAGAGGACGUAGAAUUGGUAACGGAUUUGGAACUUGCAAAAUUUUCUGUUGGUUUGAUGUUGAGAAGCCAUACGGGUGGCAACAUCUUACUUUGUUGGAGGCAAGAGAUAUCAUUCGAGAGCAAAAGGAGGAGAUUAGAAAUUUGAAGCAAGAGUUGUUAUUCAGGAACGCUGUGAAUGUGGAAAAACCGAGUGAUGUAUUGAAUCAGCUCAAGCAAUUUCAGGAGGAAUGUGAAGCUCUGAAGCAGGAAGUGUUGGUUUUGAAGGAAAAGAGCACAGUACAAUAUCUUAUGUCUCUAGCGUAG
Molecule: messenger RNA, 435 nt
Organism: Eutrema salsugineum
Lineage: Eukaryota; Viridiplantae; Streptophyta; Magnoliopsida; Brassicales; Brassicaceae
Exons: 1
Coding region: 1-435 (144 amino acids)
Molecular function (GO): zinc ion binding
Source: RefSeq, a predicted model, not a curated record